UGUCGUGGAAAUGUAUACAUGGAAAUAUAAUAAGAAGUGUUAAUUUGGGCUAGCGUUUUGGUUCGUUUAGGAGGAGGAGGAGGAGGCGAUUCUGUAUUUGUAGGGCAGGUGAUCGAGAUUUGGUGAGAUAGUGAGCGGGAGAGUGAAGUGAUUUGAGGUGUGGCGUCUUGGAUAGCUGGGUUGACAAUGCGGUGCUGGAGAGACGCUGUUGUUUCGUGGGGUAGUCGUUGAAUCAUUGACGAAACUUGGGAGCAGCCGAUCAGUGUACUGUCGAGGUUUCGACACUUUUCUUGAUGAGGGAUCGAGCAUCACAGAGCGUGCCGGUCAUUCAUUUCUGCAAUGUUUCUUUAUUUUGUAUUAGCAAAGGAUUAGCGUUUCUUGUGGUGUAGAAUGUGCGUGAUGUUGUGAGAUUGGGAAGAAUUUUCUCUCGUCGUUUCAUUAUCACUUGUGAAUGGAGAGGAACUGUCGGGUUGAAUUAGCCAACUGUAAGGAUCAUCGUCUCAAGUAAAGCUUUAAGACUCUGCAAAUUGAAACGAGGUUUUAUGGGGAUAGAUAAAAAGCAUUGCUUUAGAGCUGGUGUGAAGGUUUGACGAGACUUAGAAUCUCACGCCGAGGACCAAAGUUGGAGUGUGUGUCGCCAGUCAUGACAACGAACACUGAGCCUCUUCUGCGUCCUAGAAAUUCGAAUGGAAUCGGCAACAACACCUCAGGAGCAUUUAGAAGAAAUGAUGAUGAUGAGGAUAGGGCGUAUGAAAAAUCGGAACAAGUCAAAGUCCAUUUUGGUGAUGAGCUGGAUACUGAUGAAGAAGGAGGAGAUUUAGACUUUCUACCAAAAUUUUCAUGGCGAAAGCUAUGGAUGUUUGCCGGACCUGGAUUUUUAAUGAGCAUUGCAUACCUUGACCCUGGAAACAUUGAGAGUGACCUUCAAUCAGGGGCAACGGCAGGAUACGCCCUUCUGUGGUUAUUGAUGUGGGCUACGAUUAUGGGAUUUCUCAUCCAAAAACUUGCUGCGAGGCUUGGAGUUGCGACAGGUUGUCACUUGGCUGAGCUCUGUAGAGAAGAAUAUCCCUUUUGGGCCCGUAUGGUUCUUUGGGUCUUGACAGAGCUUGCUAUUAUCGGAGCUGAUGUUCAACAAGUCAUCGGAAGCGCUAUUGCCUUCAGGAUCCUUUCAAACGGCGUGAUUCCCUUGUGGGCUGGUGUGCUGAUAACUGGUAUUGAUGGGUUCCUGUUUCUGUUUUUGGAGAACUAUGGCGUUAGAAAACUGGAGCUUUUAUUCUGUAUAUUCAUUGGGAUAAUGGGACUUUCAUUUGCCUGGAUGUUUGGUGAGACCAAUCCAAAUGUCAAAGCUGUUGCCACUGGACUUAUUUUUCCGACUGUCCCCAGUUCGGCAGUGGAUAAAGCUGUUGGAAUUGUCGGUGCUGUCAUCAUGCCACACAACAUAUUUCUGCAUUCUGCUCUUGUCCAAUCUCGCGACAUAGACACCUCCAAGAAAAGUCGCGUGCGUGAAGCUCUCAGAUAUUACAACAUAGAGUCGGCAUUUGCUCUUUUUGUUUCCUUCUUGAUCAACCUUUGCGUCAUGGCCAUUUUCGCGAAGGCUUUCUACGGGAAGGAAGAAGCGGAAAUCAUUGGCCUUGCAAAUGCUGGAGAGUACCUCCAAGAGAGAUAUGGUGGUGGUAUGUUCCCAAUUCUCUACAUCUGGGCAAUUGGGUUGCUAGCUGCUGGUCAGAGCAGUACUAUGACAGGCACAUAUACUGGUCAAUUCGUUAUGGCUGGCUUCCUCAACUUGCGCGUGAAGAAGUGGAUUCGAGUGUUAGUUACACGAUCUGUCGCUAUUGUUCCGACUGUCAUUGUAGCUCUUGCCUUCGAUAGCUCACAGAACGAGCUGGAUAAUCUAAGCGAAUGGCUAAAUGUGCUGCAAUCCGUUCAGCUGCCAUUUGCCCUCCUCCCAUUAUUAUGUUUGGUUUCCAACGCAAGAAUUAUGGGUGUGUUCGUUAUCAGCAAAACUACCAAGGUGGUAGCUUGGAUCAUCGCACUCUUAGUGAUGGCAAUUAACAUGGACUUGUGGUUUGCGUUUGUAUUCGGCAGUACCUUCUCGUCUGUAUUUUCAAUUUUGGUAUUCGUAGUGAUCUCUGUUCUAUACAUCGCCUUCGUAAUUUAUUUGGUUCUGGAACCUUCGCAACCGGAUGGUAAUUGGGCGAACAUCAAGCAGAUUUUUGUUUCAUCUAGGUCGGACGACGGUUUAAGGUGAUUUGUCUCAUCGAAGAUUGGUGGGCUUACAAAUUUAGUACAAAGUAUUGAGAUGUCGUAGUCCAGAAGAUCUGGUAUGAAGCAAGAAUGAUUGUAUUAAUGCUUGAUAUUUUGUUAUCAUGUUUGAGGGAGAAGAAGCUAUGUACAAUCUUUGUACAUCUAUGGCACAUGCAUUGACAUAGAUUCUCGCACAAAGUGGCUACCCAUCACCAGAUUUUGUAAACUAUUUUCGGGAGAAUUCUUUUCCGAAGUAAACCCUGCAAAAUCGACUGUGUGCAUGCUUUGAGGAUUCUUUGCUAAUAAUUCACAUUUUUGUACGACGAAGUAAUUUUCCGUUCCUGGGAAAGAUGAAAUCAUUACUCUGAUCUUCUCAGCCGUAAUCGAAGAAUCCAAUUUGGUUUCUGUUGAUAAUAAAAUGCAGUAGCCGUCUGAA
Messenger RNA from Physcomitrium patens, 2680 nucleotides. The record is from RefSeq and is a predicted model, not a curated record. NCBI's taxonomy places the organism in Eukaryota, Viridiplantae, Streptophyta, Bryopsida, Funariales, Funariaceae.